AGAAGUUCAGGAAUCCCACGUGACGUCACCGCGGGGUGAUGUAAUGCUUCUGUAAAUAGAUCAUAUUGUAAUCGCGUUUCACUUCGGCGUGCUUCGUCCCAGCGCGAGGAGCGUUGCUAGUCUCGAUCUGCGUGCGUUUUAGGUCUUUUAGAUCUCAGUGAUGAAUGUUGAUCAGGACAGGCCAUAUGUAUGCACUGCUCCUGGAUGCUCACAGCGCUUCCAAAGAGAAGAUCACCUAAUUAUUCACAGACACAAACAUGAGAUGACCCUUAAAUUCUCUUCUAUUAAGUGCGACAGCAUGCUCUCAGAUCAGACUCCAACUCCAACCCGUUUCUUACGGGACUGUGAGGAAGUGGGCCUCUUUACUGACCUGGAGCUUAACCAGUCGCGGGUAGAGGAGGAGACCAAACCGAACUUUCCUGCACAGGCGUCAGGUCAGAGCCAGACUCACACUGAGACACAGCCUCAGCAGAGUCAACAUCAUCAGUUUCAACCUCAGCAACAGCAGCAGUGCGCUCUGGCUCAUCUCAACCAGAACCAGCUCCACACACACAGCUCACCGCCUCAGUCUCAAUGCACUGCCACAUACUCCACUUCAAAUAAACAAUCUGCACCCAGCUGUCUGCACAGCAGACAGACAAAUACCUUGCCUGGGACAUCCGCCAUGAAUAUGGAGGCACAGUUGUCAAUGAACUCUAGUAUGAUUGGCAUGCCAGGCCCCGCCCCCUCUGGCUCAUGCUCCUCCCUUCAGAGGUCAAAGGUCAUGCCAGCUCACAGCCAUCCUGCAGUUUCCAAUGGCAGUCAGAAUCCUCUUUGCCACAUGAUGGAGAUGAUGUCGUCACCACAGCACCCACUGUCACAUUUACAAUCCGCAUCUCAUCAUCACGCAUACCAGCAGCACUGCCACAGCCAAUCACCGCAAAGACUCACACAUCAACAUCAAAGCCAAGACCAAUCACAUCACAGCCACGCUCACCAUUCUCCACCUUCCCAUUUGCAUCCUGGCUCCACCCACCAGACAGCCCCUCCCCUUUCACAUCAGCCGAUACCGACGCAGAUGUCGUCCACACCAAAACAGACCCCCUGCCCGCAAUCUCCUCCACAGCCGUCCGCAGCCAGACGCCGACGGACAGCAGAGGAAGACCCAGACGAGCGCAGACGGAAGUUUCUGGAGAGAAACAGAGCGGCCGCCACACGGUGCAGACAGAAGAGGAAGGUCUGGGUGAUGUCGUUGGAGAGGAAGGCAGAGGAACUUACACACACUAACUUACAGCUGCAGAAUGAGGUGACAUCGCUCAGAACAGAAGUCACUCACCUGAAGCAAAUUCUUCUUGCACAUAAAGACUGUCCUGUAUCUGUGAGACAGAGAGAAACACAGAGUGGCGUGGGUAGUCCAACAGGAAGUCCUGUCCAGCAACACGCCAUCCAACACAACAGCAUCUCAACCUCAAGUUCAACUUUACCACACAGUCACCUCCCCCCACACUCACACCCCGCUAACCACACACAACUAUAACAUGCUUCGACAAGGACAGAAACUGACUGAAAACAAAAAAUAAAGCCAUAAGGUCAGGACAGCUCCGACCAAGCAGGUACCCGUCAGUGCAAAAGCAAAACUGAACAGCAAAAUGUUUCAUCCUGAGUUUUAAACUCGGGUUUAUGUCUAAAAGGGAAUGUGUGAAUUACAAAUAAGUCUGAAAUGUUUAAUAAGUCUCAAGAAUAGAAUAAUUAAAUUAAAUUAUGUCUGUUUAUAUUUCCCUUUGCUUCUCAGGUAAUCAUUUUUAUUUUACCUCACUGUUAUUCAUUACAGUGCUGGAAAACAAACCUCCUAAAUUUAGUUUUCCUAUUCUCAAACCUGUCUCUCACCCUCUUUCCGUCUUCUCACAUUCUUCCUCAUGUUUUUUUUUUUUGUUGUUGUAGUCAAUCUUUCUCAGGGACACUCAUCUAGUUUUACUCUUAGGUUAUGUGUGUAUUCGUGUGUUUUGUUUUUUGGCCACUUUCAGUGUAAACGCUUCGAUAGCUUCAGUGACAGCUGUGCGUGCUAAAUCCUGAAACCAAUGGCAAGGCCGUGUGAAAUGCAUUGAAUCAGGGCAGUUGUAAGUUUGUAAUUGUAAAUAGGAUUCUCUACUUUUAUAAAUUCGUGAUGAAGCUAAAGCUGACUGUUACAUGUCCGUCUCCGCUGUAAAUAUCGUAAGAGGCCUCUUGGUGAAUUAUCAGGUAAGAAAGUACUUAAGUACUUAAGAGUAUCAUGUGUGAAUUUUAGAUUUAUAGAAUAACAUGCAUCUCAUUCGAUACAGGCAGAGCCAACAUCACAAUCAAGUAUAGGAACGAUAGUAAAGGGAUCAUGCAUUAGUAAUCCCACUCAUGGCACUCUGAACGUCUUACAGUAUUCUCCUAAAACCAUCCAGCAUAGCAAUCCUUUCACACUAACUGGCUCAGUGACAAUCAAAAUGUCAAUACCGACAUUUCCUGGAAAUAACAUGCAAGCAUGUGUACCAUCUCUGAUUAAAAAAAAAUGUUUAGGUAAAGAAUUUAUAUGGUUAUGAAUUACGAAUCUGGAUAUGUGGAUGAAAAAGAAUGUUUGUAAACUCUGCAGGUUUAAACUGUUUUAUGCAUGUACAGUUUUUUGAAAUAUUUAUCUAUUUUUGUACACAUUCGUGGCCAUUUUUAAUUAAAAAACACUUAAUAUCUAUA
Puntigrus tetrazona (Sumatra barb) is the source of this 2694-nucleotide messenger RNA. RefSeq names its product cAMP responsive element binding protein 5a (gene creb5a). Gene Ontology annotation, biological process: regulation of transcription by RNA polymerase II. The record is from RefSeq and is a predicted model, not a curated record. NCBI's taxonomy places the organism in Eukaryota, Metazoa, Chordata, Actinopteri, Cypriniformes, Cyprinidae. Gene Ontology annotation, molecular function: cAMP response element binding; DNA-binding transcription factor activity, RNA polymerase II-specific. The transcript is spliced from 11 exons. The coding region runs from base 161 to 1516 and encodes 451 amino acids.